Molecule: messenger RNA, 2093 nt
Organism: Cottoperca gobio
Lineage: Eukaryota; Metazoa; Chordata; Actinopteri; Perciformes; Bovichtidae
Product: transmembrane protein 222-like
Exons: 6
Coding region: 120-671 (183 amino acids)
Source: RefSeq, a predicted model, not a curated record
CGCACAAGUGAACGGUGUUGCGUUCACUGUCUGGCAGGUUUCAUCCGCGCACUGCUUCCGCUCCCACGGCGCGCCUAGCGCAAGCUGUGCGUCAAUUGUCACUCCUCCUCCUGGCAGUGAUGGCGGAAGUGGACGAAACCGAUGUCAUGAUGAACUACCACGGAGAUUUCUUAAAAGGCGACAGGAAAAACAGCCGCUACCCAUACUGCAUUGUCUGGACACCUAUUCCUAUUUUAUCGUGGGUGCUCCCCUUCAUUGGUCACAUGGGCAUAUGCACCUCUUCUGGAAUCAUACGAGACUUUGCAGGAUCAUACUUUGUCUCGGAAGACAACAUGGGCUUUGGUAAACCAACAAAGUAUUGGAAGCUUGAUGUGGACAAAGUUUCUGGCAACGGUGCUGCUACAUGGGACAAAGCAGUGCACGACGCAUCGGAGGAAUACAAAUGUAGGCCGCACAAUCUGUGCUUAGAUAACUGCCAUUCCCACGUUGCCAUGGCCCUCAACCUUAUGCACUACAACAACAGCACGUCUUGGAAUAUGGCGAACCUAUGUGCGCUGUCUCUUAUUCGUGGAAAACAUGUGAGCUGGGCAGCGUUCCUCAAGACCUGGCUACCCUUCUUCAUGCUCUGCGGAGUCCUCGGCACGUUCAUCUUAACGUUCAACCUGCAGUAGAGGAGCGAGAAGGCCAACGGCAUGACUCAUAGACUUUGGCUACACUUUAUGCAUUGUCAUCGGCUGUUGACGUGAAUGACGGUGAUGUGUUUUGACGGGACAUUUGUUUGUACAAUUCCAAAUGUUCAUUGUGUGUUUGUGAUCUGGUCUCUGUGGCGGUAUUUAAGGGUCUAGCAGUUUGUAGUUUUGAAAUCAAUAUUAUGUUUGAACAGUUAAGAUUUUUGUUUUUUUUACCAAGUAUUUAUGAUUUAGUAUGGUGAGUGAGCUGCAGUAUCUUUAAGUAUCUUCUAAGUCUCUAUUACUGUUUUUCACACUGUGGGUUCUGUGUAACGUUUGGCUUUAUAGAGCAUUAUAAUAGUAUUACACCACAGAUCACAAAAUCUGAAUGCUGAAAGUAUUCAUCAAUUAUUUUUCUGAGUGACAUGAGCCGCUACCAAAGAUAGAAAUGAUGUAGAACCCACAUGUGAAAAAUAGCAGUAUUUACGUGCUGUAAAAAUGUCCUACAUUCAAUCCUCUUUACUCUGGUGUGUAAAGAUAAAUAUCUACGUGUUUUCUUUAAGUGUAUUAUUUGCUUAUCUCCAGACAGAAUUUGAAUGUUUUCUAACGGCAUCAUUAAGCGGGGCUGUUACUUUAACUCUAAUUAAGAGCAAUACCACAUUACUUUAUGUAUUAUUGUUUUUUUGUUGAUGUUUUGUACCCAAAAGAGUAUUAUUUAUUAGAACUGCAACGAUUAGUGGAAUAAGUGAUUGGUUGAUCCACGGAAAGAUUAUCGGCAUCUAUCAUCGAUUAAUAGAUUAAUUCAUUUUUCAUGCAAAAUAGCAGUAAAUGCUGUUUUCAGCCUCACAAAUGGAGACGUCCUACUUUUCUCUGGUCGUAUAUUUAAGUGAAUGUCUUUGGGUUUUGGACUGACAAAACAAGACGUUUAAAGACAUCAGUUUAGACGGGGAUUGGACAUUUUUCACUAUUUUAUAAACCCAACGAUUAAUCGAUGAAUCUAGAAAAUAAUUGGCAGAUGAACCGAUAACAAAAGUAAUUGUUAGUUGCAGCCCUAUUAUUUAUUAUAGUAUAUCCCUAUCAUUUUGGUAUUUCUGUUUCUGUAACCUUAUUUCGGUUGUGCUGUAUACGAAGCCUUUUAAGACUCCUCUGGAAGACUGCUGUAGGUCACAGGCUGUGGAUGCCCUUAUCGUCCUCUGUACCUUUAAGGGAACCACGCACCUUUUUCCUCCAGCACAUUCUGCGUGAUAAGAACUACCAUCAAUUUAGGGGAGCGUUUAUUAUGAGAGGCUCAUGCUGGAGCACUCUUUGCCGCCUCUGCAGCAUCCGUUUAGUUUGUGAGAACAAAAGCUGUUUAGAAUUUGACUUGUGAAUUCACAUGGAAUUAAGUUUUUUCAUCUGUAAUUCAAUAAAUCUUUUUAACCUUUA